Molecule: messenger RNA, 1832 nt
Organism: Nothobranchius furzeri (turquoise killifish)
Lineage: Eukaryota; Metazoa; Chordata; Actinopteri; Cyprinodontiformes; Nothobranchiidae
Product: olfactory receptor 4N2-like
Biological process (GO): G protein-coupled receptor signaling pathway; detection of chemical stimulus involved in sensory perception of smell
Cellular component (GO): membrane
Molecular function (GO): olfactory receptor activity; G protein-coupled receptor activity; odorant binding
Source: RefSeq, a predicted model, not a curated record
GUGGACCGUGCGUGGCAGGAGAGGCAGUUAGCUACAAUGGUAACGCAAAAAGUUCCUUUUGCCAAAUUUAUAAAGUCUACAUACCUUUGCUAUGGGCCCAUUUUUAUUCUUCUUCCUUCCUUCGCUUUCAGAAAGCUGAUCCCGGUGGCUUAGGCGUUCUUUUCACCGUAAAAUAUUAAAAGUUUAAACGCGACAGGAUGUCCUUCUGCAGUGCUAACCACGCACGCGUUAUACGGCAACCUUAACGGUCAAAUGCUUCGGAGGGUGGCCCAAGCGGGAGCUCGUCAUGCAGCCAGAUCGUUAGAAUUUAAAUAUUGAUGUAUUAAUUUCAUGUCAUUUCAGAGGGGAAUUUUGAGUAUGUAGAGAGCGCAUUUCAUAUAACAAACAUAAAUGUAAUAAACUAUUUUUUUUAUUUUUAUUUUUUUAUUUUGCGCCCUAUCCAUCAGAUAGCGCCCCAGGCGGCCGCCUGUGUCACCUGUCGCCAAAGCCGGCCCUGUCCAUGGUGGAUAGAGAACUCUUUAAAUAGUUGGUCUCCAGUCUUCAGCUGAACACACCACACUCACUAAACAAAUGUAGGUAUGUGGAGUCCUUGUGUGCGCUCCUGGUAAACAAUCUGCUGGUUGUAUUAAGUUUUAAUUUUUUACCUGUUCUUUAGAAUUCUGAGAUGAAUGUAACAUACAUUACUCUUGAUGGUCAUGUGGAGGUGGAAAAAUACCGGUUCCUUUAUUUUGUCAUCAUGCUUCUGGCAUAUAUUUUAAUUUUGUGCAGCAAUUUUACCAUUGUUUAUCUCAUUGUAGUUCACAAAAACCUUCAUGAGCCGAUGUAUGUAUUUAUUGCUGCUCUGUUGAUCAACUCUAUUCUUUUGAGCACGGUGGUCUAUCCAAAACUCUUGUUUGACUUUCUGUCUGAAAAACAGAUCAUAUCUUAUCAAGCCUGUGUCUUUCAGGUUUGUGUUUUUUACUCGCUAAGUGGUUCAGAGUUCUUACUGUUGGCAGCCAUGGCCUAUGACAGAUAUGUGUCCAUAUGUAAACCUCUGCAUUAUCCAACCAUCAUGAGAAAAGCCACUGUGAUCAUUUUGCUGGUUUUAUCCUGGCUUUUACCUUUUUGUCACUUGGCUGUGCAACUCAUAGGAAAUGCUCAAACCCAGCUGUGUAGCACUACUUUGAAAGGUAUGUUCUGCAACAAUUCAAUUAACCAUCUUUUAUGUGUGACUUCCAGAGCACUGUCAAUAUUUGGUUUAGUUAUUCUGUUCGAUAUUGGCUUGCUUCCUUUGCUUUUUAUACUCUUUACAUACACAAUGAUAUUCAUAACAACUUAUAAAAGUUGUGGACAAGUCAGGAAGAAGGUUGCUAACACCUGUUUACCUCACCUGCUGGUCUUAAUAAAUUACUCUUGCUUCAUUACUUUUGAUAUAAUUAUAAUUAGACUGGAUUAUGAUAUUUCAAAUACUUCACGUUUUGUUAUGACAAUACAAAUGAUAAUAUACAAUCCUCUUAGCAAUCCAAUCAUAUAUGGAAUAAAAAUGAAAGAGAUCUAUAAACACCUCAAAAGACUGCUCUGUCAAGCCAAGGUAGAGAAAUGUAGUUAAAUGGUCUCUAUUUAUAUACAGAUUUAAAAAUGUGUCUCGAUUUUUAAACUAUUACAUACUUUUUAUUUAAUGGCUAUGCAUUCAUAUGUGUUUUGCUGUCCACUGAGAUCUUCACCCAAGCCCAUGAAUCUAAUGAGCAUGGAUUGUUCAUGCCCAGGGCAAAAUGGUUCUGAGGCCCGGCUCCUCAUAAAGUCCACCAUGAGCUCUGUAAUGCACAACAAUGUGUUUCAUUUAUUUGUUUUUC